Messenger RNA from Scaptodrosophila lebanonensis, 555 nucleotides. It is a transcript of the gene E(spl)mdelta-HLH, whose product is annotated as enhancer of split mdelta protein. The transcript has 2 exons. Gene Ontology annotation, molecular function: protein dimerization activity; DNA-binding transcription factor activity, RNA polymerase II-specific; RNA polymerase II cis-regulatory region sequence-specific DNA binding. Gene Ontology annotation, biological process: regulation of transcription by RNA polymerase II; regulation of neurogenesis; anterior/posterior pattern specification. Gene Ontology annotation, cellular component: nucleus. The record is from RefSeq and is a predicted model, not a curated record. NCBI's taxonomy places the organism in Eukaryota, Metazoa, Arthropoda, Insecta, Diptera, Drosophilidae. The coding region runs from base 1 to 555 and encodes 184 amino acids.
AUGGCAGUGGAGGGUCAAAGAUUUAUGACCAAGACGCAACACUAUCGCAAGGUCACGAAGCCGUUGCUGGAGCGCAAACGACGUGCGCGCAUGAAUCUUUAUCUGGAUGAGCUGAAAGAUCUAAUUGUGGACACGAUGGAUGCGCAGGGCGAGCAGGUUAGCAAGCUGGAAAAGGCGGACAUACUCGAGCUGACGGUCAAUUAUCUGAAGGCACAGCAGCAGCAGCGAGCAGCCACGCCUAUUUCGGAAGCCAAGCCUCCGCUGAACUUUGACAAAUUUCGUGCAGGAUAUACGCAGGCGGCCUACGAAGUCUCGCACAUAUUUUCCACAGUGCCUGGCCUGGAUCUGAACUUUGGUACUCACCUAAUGAAGCAAUUGGGCCAUCAAUUAAAGGAUAUGAAGCAGCAGAUGCCAGAGAUUUGUUCCACACUCAACGAGGAGCCUAGCGAGCCUGUUAAUCUAUCGGAGCGCAGACAACGUUCUCUAUCGCCCCAUGACGCUGUUGUGGAUGCCAAUGCCUUGGACAAGGGCGACGAUGUCUGGCGACCUUGGUGA